Molecule: messenger RNA, 1935 nt
Organism: Rhinocladiella mackenziei CBS 650.93
Lineage: Eukaryota; Fungi; Ascomycota; Eurotiomycetes; Chaetothyriales; Herpotrichiellaceae
Exons: 1
Coding region: 1-1935 (644 amino acids)
Source: RefSeq, a predicted model, not a curated record
AUGGUAUCUGUAGCUGAGGUGCAAACCCUGGAGCAGAAAUUCAUUGAAGAACGCAACAAGCGCCUGAAGGGAGCUGACGAAGCUGCUGAACAGUAUGUUGCAAUCAAGAAUACAGAGCAUUCUGAAUAUGCCGCGGACCCUUUCGUGGACUACGAGCGAGCACGAGCAGCGGAGCCGUCUGUCCACGAGGGCAGCUGGCAAAAGGUAGUCAUUGUCGGCGCGGGACACCAUGGCCUUCUUUUUGCAGUCCGUUUGAUCGAGGCCGGUAUCAGUGCAGAUGACAUACUGCUGGUCGACAAUGCCGGUGGCUAUGGUGGCGCUUGGUACUGGAAUCGUUACCCCGGCCUCAUGUGUGACGUCGAAGGUUACAUUUAUCUACCUCUCCUCGAAGAGACAGGAUAUGUGCCCAAACACCGUUAUUCGUACGGCCAGGAGAUUCGCGCCAAUGCCGAACAAAUCGCGGCCAAAUACAAAUUACGGGCGCUUUUCACGUCGACGGUCACCUCGUUGGAUUGGGAUGACGACCGCGGGGAGUGGAAUAUACAGAUGUCUCGAGUUCUACACAAAGGCGAUAAGCCCGUUCAGCUUGGGAUUCGAUCCCAGUUCGCCUUCGUCGCGGCUGGGCCCUUUACAUCCCCCAAAAUGCCCGCGAUUCCGGGCAUCGACGACUUUCUUGGUCGAGGAGGCCAGAUUUUCCAUACCGCGCGAUGGAAUUACUCAGUGACCGGUGGGUCACAAGAGGAACCCGAGAUGCUGGGACUCAAAGGCAAAAAAGUCGGCAUUGUAGGAACGGGUGCCACAUCUGUGCAAGUCGUGCCGGAGGUGGCAAAAUAUGCUAAAGAGCUAUUCGUCUUUCAACGCACCCCUUCAUUUAUAGGCGUGAGAGCGCAGAAGCUCACCACUCCUGAGGAUUGGAGAAGGGUAGCGUCGGCUAAGGGAUGGCAGGCUGCUCGAGCUCAGAAUUUCCAUGCCCGUAUUACUAACGAGCCCGAAGAUGAGGACUUGAUCGUCGAUGGUUGGACGGAGGGUCUAGCCUUUGCCGCCUUCAUUGGUGGAAAGGGGAGGUUUCCUUUCGUGACGCCAGAAACGAUUGAAGAACACGUUUCCUAUUUCAUGGACCUCGAUGCAGAACGUACCGCAAAGAUCCGAGCCCGAGUUGACCAAGAGGUUGGUGACGUGGCUGUUGCCGAGAAGCUGAAGCCAUGGUAUCCUGGCUGGUGCAAACGUCCUGUAUUCAACGACGACUAUCUCCAGACGUUUAACCUUCCCCAUGUCCACUUGGUUGAUACAAACGGCAAGGGUGUGGAGACGUUUUCAAGACGUGGGAUUAUCGCCAAUGGAAUCGAUCACGAUCUCGAUGUGAUCAUCCUAGGCACCGGCUAUGAAAGCCACCCAGCAGCAACUCCUACCACUCGAUCAGGGGCUCCUAUUCAUGGCCGAGGGGGGCGAAGCUUCGACGACAAGUGGGAUUCUCCUACCGAGUUUGGAACCCUCCAUGGAUUCAUGUGCCAUGGUUUUCCCAAUUUAUUUUUUCAAGGUGCCGCCCAUCAAGGAAUGUCCUUCAACUUGACCGGUGUCUAUGACAUCCAGGCGAAGCAUCUUGCUUUCUUGGUGAAGCAGGCCCUGUCCUGCACGCCCAGCGGAGAGAGAGCUGUCAUUGAAGCCCCUCAAGAGGCGGAAGACGAAUGGAACAAAGAGAUCGCGAAAGGCUCCCUCUGGCUAUCAACCAUGCAGAUCUGCACCCCCGGCUACUUCACCGGGGACGGGAAAGUCAAACCCCCUGCGUCCCCCGAAGAAGCACAACUUGCAUCCAAAAGGUUGCCUUACUGCCGAGGCCCAGUGAGGUUUUCGAGAGAAUUGCAAAGAUGGAGAGACAGUGGCAAAUGGGCGGAGCUUUUCUCGACGCGGACCGAAACGUCGUCAAAUGGCAUUUGA